Messenger RNA from Brienomyrus brachyistius, 2927 nucleotides. RefSeq names its product tripartite motif-containing protein 16-like. Lineage: Eukaryota; Metazoa; Chordata; Actinopteri; Osteoglossiformes; Mormyridae. The record is from RefSeq and is a predicted model, not a curated record. Bases 13 to 1701 code for a protein of 562 amino acids. Gene Ontology annotation, molecular function: zinc ion binding; protein binding. The transcript has 6 exons.
CUGUGAGAGAAAAUGAAACUGAAUCCUAUCAGUGUUCGCGGUAAAAUGGCAGAAGCCAGUGUCGCAGUGCAUCAGAACCAGUUCAGCUGUCCAAUCUGUCUGGAACUACUGAAAGAUCCAGUGACUAUUCCCUGUGGACACAGUUACUGUAUGAGCUGCAUUAGGAGCUGCUGGGAUCAGGAGGAUCAUACUGGAGUUUACAGCUGCCCCCAGUGCAGAGAGACCUUCACGCACAGACCUGCUCUGAAAAGAAACACGAUACUGGCUGAAGUGGUGGAGACACUGAAGAAGACUGGACUACAAGCAGCUACUCCUGCUGACCAUUAUGCUGGACCUGGAGAUGUGGAGUGUGACGUCUGUACUGGAAGAAAACACAAAGCUGUGAAGUCCUGUCUGGUGUGUCUGGCCUCCUACUGUGAAACUGACCUGCGGCUUCACAAUAAACUCCACCAUGCAAAACAGCACAAGCUCAUUGAUGCCAUCGGCCAUCUGAAGGACAAGGUCUGUUCCAACCAUGACAAACCCCUGGAGGUCUACUGCCGCAACGACAAACAGUGCAUCUGUCUGUUGUGUGUGAUGGAUGAACACAGAGGCCAUGAUACAGUCUCAGCUGCUGCAGGAAGGGCGGAGAUACAGAAAGAAAUGGGCAAAACACAGAAGAAUUUUCAGCAGAGUAUUCAGAUGAGAGAGAAGGAGCUGCAGGAGCUGAGAGAGGCUGUGGCCUCAUUCACAAGCUCAGCACAGUCAGCAGUGAAGGACAGCGAGAGGAUCUUCACUGAGAUGAUCCGCUCCAUUGAGAGAAGACGCUCUGAGGUGACAAAGCUGAUCAGAGAUCAGGAGAAGGCUGCAGUGAGUCAGGCUGAAGGAGACAUGGAGAGACUGAAGCAGGAGAUUGAUGAACUGAAGAGGAGACACUCUGAGCUGGAGCAGCUUUCACACACAGAGGAUCACAUCCAUUUCCUCCAGAGGUGCCAGGGUCUUCUUGUCACUCCUGAAGCUUCAAUUGGACCCAGAAUCUCCGUCAGUCCACAGUGCUCUUUUGAGAAUGUGAGGAAUUUGGUUUCUGAACUGAAGGAUCAACUGGAGAAUGUUUGCGAAAAGAAAACAACAGAGAUAAAUCACACAGUUACCAAAGACACCGUCCUACCGGUAUUAGUGCCCAGGACCAGAGCAGAAUUCUUACAAUAUUCCUGUCAGCUCACUCUGGACCGCAACACAGCAAACAGAAACAUCUGUCUGUCUGAGGGGAACAGAGUGGUGACAUGCAUGAGUGAGAUUCAAGUGUAUUAUAAAUACCAGCAGAGGCAUGACACAAGCCACCAAGUGCUGUGUACAGAGGGUCUGACUGGACGCAGCUACUGGGAGGUUGAGUGGAGCGGGCGUUCAGUCAGUAUAGGUGUAGCAUAUAAAGGGAUCAGCCUGAAAGAAGUUGGUUAUGACAACAGGCUUGGAUACAAUGACAAGUCCUGGUAUUUGUCCUGCUCAGCCUCCAGUUACUCAUUCUGGCACAAUAAUUUGCAAACUGCAGUAUAUGGCUCCCAUUCCUCCAGGAUAGGAGUGUACCUGGAUCACAGGGCAGGAACUCUGUCCUUCUACAGCGUCUCUGACACAGUGACCCUCCUGCACAAGGUCCAGACCACGUUCACUGAUCCCCUCUAUCCUGGGUUUCAGGUUGAUGGCAGUACGAUCAAACUGUGCUAAAUGGGUUACACCAAAUCUCUUUAAAUUUGGUGUAUUUAGGAUUUUGUGUAAAAAGUGGAAAUAAUUAAAAAUAAACACAACUGUUAACUAAUAGCAGUGACUGAGGGGUCUAAAGGGUUGGAAUGUUGUCCAUGGCAUAGAAACAGUAUAUUAGCACUGAUGGAAAAUUGAGCACUGACUGUCACUGGUGGCCAGUGUAUUAAAAGUCAGACAGUAGUAAAUACUGCUGUAACAGCUUGGAUUAAUUUCAGUCUAGAUUUAACCGGUCAGGAGAUAUAGAAGAGAUUGUAGAAACCUGCAGUGUAGCAUUUCCCCCCAUUUAAUGUCAGAUGCUCUGUGCAGUAGGUAGAAAUAGGCACCUUCCUACCUAAUGUGGUAGGUCUAGGUCUUACACCUUAAGUUUUGUUUAUGCUGGCUGUGUGAACUUGGACUAUAUUGCACAUUCAGAACAUUGCUGUUUGGGGGGGGGGGGGCUCCAUAUAACAGGGCUACCAUCACACCUUCUGCUUUUGGCCGACUGUUCAUUCAGACAUGAUUUUAUCCUCAUUACUUGUGCUGUCACCACUGUUGUGAUUAUGACAUAAUACAUGAGUCCCAUCUGAUAAUGGGACAAGCAUAAAUGUCUGUUUAAGACAAAUAUAGUCUAUUUCAAUUUCAAAUGUGCGUGUGGUUUCUGGUUUGCCUCUCAUCAGUAAUAAUAAGGUAUGACAAGUAUUUCAAUGCCAUGAACAACAUGUAAGAAAAAGACCCAUUGGAAUAUAAUGACAUUUCACAGUGGUGUGAAUUGCUGCAACUUAUAUUAAUAGCUUGCAAUAUGCAGCCAGUCUGUGGUGUUGUAGUUUGACUAUUUCCAUUAGCAAAAGCAGCCUAUGUUUGCAUUACGAUGUUAAUUUCUACGAGAUAUUUUGAUUUAGUUUUAGUCUUAGUGCUUUGACAAAAAUGCAACUUACAGGAUACAAUGACAGGAUAUUUAGUCGACUAAAUCUAAAGCAGAUUUAGUCAAUUAAAUCUACAGUAAGCACAAUCAAAUGAAACUCAUCUAGAUUCCUGAAGGUAACAUAUGUAAAGCUGUCAUUAUAGCAUGCCAUUAGGUUUGAACAUUUUUUAAGUUUUUAAGGACCUUAAUAUAACUGUUGUAAUGUGAAACAUUGCAGUUCUUUCCAAUUUUAAAUUGGCUUUAUAUGAACUUUAUUCAUCAUCAAAUAAAAACAAAAAUAAAAACAAAA